This is a messenger RNA of Gekko japonicus, 1796 nucleotides long. It is a transcript of the gene CDKL3, whose product is annotated as cyclin dependent kinase like 3. Gene Ontology annotation, molecular function: ATP binding; cyclin-dependent protein serine/threonine kinase activity. The transcript has 12 exons. The coding region runs from base 57 to 1796 and encodes 579 amino acids. Gene Ontology annotation, biological process: dendrite extension; protein phosphorylation; negative regulation of axon extension. Lineage: Eukaryota; Metazoa; Chordata; Lepidosauria; Squamata; Gekkonidae. Gene Ontology annotation, cellular component: nucleus. The record is from RefSeq and is a predicted model, not a curated record.
AGCCUGGGAGGCGGCAACAUGGGGAGUUCUCGAGAGCAGAGAUUUCAGACUUGAGUAUGGAGAUGUAUGACGUCCUUGGAAAAGUGGGAGAGGGAAGCUACGGAAUGGUAAUGAAAUGUAAACACAAGGAAACUGGUCAUAUAGUUGCCAUUAAGAUGUUUUAUGAGAAGCCAGAAAAAUCUGUCAACAAAAUUGCAAUGAGGGAGAUAAAGUUCCUAAAGCAAUUCCGUCAUGAAAACUUGGUCAACCUGAUUGAAGUCUUUAGACUGAAAAAGAGAAUUCAUAUAGUGUUUGAAUUCAUUGACCAUACCAUUUUAGAUGAAUUGCAGCAUUACUCUCAUGGACUGGAGAACAGAAAACUUAAAAGGUAUCUCUUCCAGAUUCUUCGAGCUGUUGACUAUCUCCACAGCAAUAAUGUCAUUCAUCGUGAUAUCAAGCCAGAGAAUAUUUUAGUUUCACAGACUGGAAUUACUAAACUUUGUGAUUUUGGAUUUGCUCGGACUUUAGCAGCCCCGGGUGAUAUUUAUACUGACUAUGUGGCCACGAGGUGGUACAGAGCUCCAGAGCUGGUACUGAAGGAUACUACAUAUGGGAAACCUGUGGACAUCUGGGCUUUAGGUUGUAUGAUCAUCGAGAUGGCCACUGGCAAUCCCUUUCUGCCUAGCAGCUCUGACCUAGACCUACUUCAUAAAAUUGUGACCAAAGUAGGCAACUUGACACCUCAUCUUCAGAGUAUUUUUAUAAGGAGUCCAGUUUUUUCCGGAAUGGUCCUCCCUGAAGUUCAGCACCCUAAAUGUGCAAGGAAAAAGUAUCCCAAGCUCAAUGGACUACUUGCAGAUAUGGUUCAUGCUUGUUUGCAAAUGGACCCUGCAGAUAGGAUUUCCUCUGCUGAUUUGCUGCAGCAUGAAUAUUUCACCAGAGAUGGGUUUGUUGAAAAAUUCUUACCAGAACUGAAUGCCAAAUUGCUACAAGAAACAAAACAGAGUUGUCUGUCCAAGUUCAGAGACAACAAUAAAGAGACUGAACAAAUCAAAGAUGAAAAGAGAGCAGCUCAUAUUAAUGUGCCUCAAAAUGGCCCAGUUGGGAAGGAUACUGAAAAGGACAAAAAGGCAAAGGAGAUAAAGGUCAAAGGCAUCAAAAUGAAAGGGGUAAAAUCUGAACUCUCAGAGAUGAAAAAGACUGAACAAGAAGAUACAACUUUUCAGUGGGUUGCUGUGUCUCAGAAUGCUCUAAACCUUCCUCAUGAAAGCAAACCCACAAGCAAUGACGGAACUGCUCUGCCAGCACCUGGCACUGAUGUUGGUGGUGCAAAGGAAGAUUCUGUACAAGCUUCGUCUAUGACAAUGCCUCGCAUUCACCAAAAUUGUGGAAAUCUUACCACAAACUUCAGCUCACACUAUCUGUGUUCUAACUCAAGACUAGAUAAAGCAAAGAAAAGGCGAAGUCCUUGGCCAUCAGUGGGACAAGUAGGUUCUAAUAACCGUCAAGAGGAAGGGGGCAUAAGUCAAAACCCAAUAGAGAAAGUCUCCCUGUAUGAAAGAGCUGCUCAGAUUGAUCAAAUGGUCAACAUAAACAGAAAGAAGCGCAAUAUUUCAAGAUGCGAGAAGAGAGAUAUUCACUUUCCGGAACUGACAACAACUGGGCAACAAAAAGAGCUGAAAGGAAUGGAAAACCAAGAGCUGAUCAACACUCUCAAGAUGUGUUCAAAUGCAUAUAAAAGAGGAGCUACUGCACUCUGGAGAUAUAAUACUCAGGAGAUGUACUCAAUGAACUCACCACAUUCUUGUCAGGUGUAG